AUGGACCAAUAAACAGAGGAAACAUUGAAUUUAGGAAUUGAAGUUCAAGUGUGUGAUCCCAUUGUAAAGAAAGAUGGACUAAAGAAUUAUGUAGUUUACACACUCAAAGGUUAAGAUAAAGAGGGCCAAUUUUGUGUAGUGCGUCGAUUCAAUGAAUUUGAUUGUUAUAGAAUAACUCUUCAAAUACGAUGGCCUGGAUGCUAUGUCCCUCCUUUACCUAUAAAGAAACCAGUCGGAAAUAUGGAUUAAAAGUUCAUUGAUGAGAGAAUGCAUUAUCUCAAUCUUUUUAUGGGGAAGAUAUCAACAAUUAAUCAUUUAUGGUAUUCUGAAGAAACUAAAGUAUUUAUAAAAGCCGGUGGCGAUAUUGAAAAACAAUUAGUUGCAUUAUAAAAACCAUCUGCUGGUGAUAUCAUCUACAAAUACGAAACAAUAUUCAACGAUUUUUCAGGCAAGGAGAUCAAUGAUCAAUUACUCUCUAAGAUUGGCAAUUUCUCUUUGUUCUUAAAGAGGAUUUAACCAUAAUUAGAAACCUUUUAAUAAUAAGCCAAAUAACUUGUUCAAUCGAGGUUACAAUGUCAAGAUAAUAUGAAUCUAUUAUUGGACUAUUUAAUGCCAGAAUAUGAAAAGAAUUGUUUAACCGAAUAUGUUGUGAAUCCAGAGAAUAAACUUGUGUUUGUUUAACAUAACACAGAUUUAUACCAAUAAUAUCGAGCAGCCAAUGAAAAGAGUGCUCUGGACAAUUUUGCAUUGUCUAUCAAAAUAGAAACUAGAGACAUUGAUGCUGUGCUUGAUGCUAUACUAUGUAAGGAUAAAUAUGAGUAAAUUAAACAAAACUAUAUGACUAAAUUAUGUAGUUUGAACAAUGAGAAAAAAGACAUUGAAAAUGGUAAAACUACAUUGAAAUCUUUAUUCAAUUCAAAUAAGGAAGAAUUCAUCUAAAAAACAUAGCAAUAAAUUGAUAAUAUCCAAAAAGAGAUUGAACAAUUAACUAUCUUAUGUGAUAUGAUAACCAUAAUCCUUGGAUAUAUCAUUCUGCCUAGAUAUAAACAAGAGAAAGAGAAAAAUUAUUACUAAUUAUUAAAACAGAUGGCACAAUAUUAAGUUCAGAAAGCUUAAGCAGAGAGGAAUUAUUGGUUAGAUUUAGAUAAGAAUCAAAUGUUUACGGAGGUUUGA
This is a messenger RNA of Paramecium tetraurelia, 1173 nucleotides long. RefSeq lists its product as uncharacterized. Gene Ontology annotation, molecular function: phosphatidylinositol binding. The transcript has 8 exons. Lineage: Eukaryota; Ciliophora; Oligohymenophorea; Peniculida; Parameciidae. The record is from RefSeq and is a predicted model, not a curated record. Gene Ontology annotation, cellular component: endosome.